This is a messenger RNA of Phragmites australis (common reed), 642 nucleotides long. RefSeq lists its product as uncharacterized. Bases 1 to 642 code for a protein of 213 amino acids. The record is from RefSeq and is a predicted model, not a curated record. Lineage: Eukaryota; Viridiplantae; Streptophyta; Magnoliopsida; Poales; Poaceae. The transcript has a single exon.
AUGGAGGAGGAGAAGAAGGACCUGCUCCGUCGGCUGACCAUCAUCUCGAUCCCGUUCGUGUUCGUGGCGAUCAUCGUGGGCAAGCUCUCCCCUCACGCGGCGGCGCCCGGCUCCGGCGCGGGCUUGCCGGGGCAGAACCACUCGGUGUCGAUGCUGAGCACGAUGACCGGGGGCCAGAUGAUCCUGAGCUGCGGCGCGGGCUUCGCCGGCGACUGGGAGUACUUCCACUACUACAUCCUGGACCCGUACAAGCCGCAGCAGGCCUUCUUCCAGCCGCAAGCCGACCCCUACGUCAUCUACUGCAAGUGGGGGUACAUGGGCAACUUCCUCCAGGACGCGGUCGUCUUCAACCGCAGCGCCGGCUGGGCGGCGCAGUGCCGCGUCGACAACGGAGGGUGCCGGUACCUGUUCCAGGACGGGCAUAUGUUCCUGGUCACCGGGAGGCACGGAGCCAAGGGGGCGGCGGCGGCGGCGGCGGCCGGGCCGCGGCAGAGGCGGGAGAAGACGCUGGUCGGGGACGUUGUGCUCAGGGAGUGCAGCCACGUGCUGGGGGUGUUCCCCACCAUGUGCCGGUACAAGCCUCACGACCACCAGUACGUCGGCAAGAUCAUCGGCCGGUGGCGGUGGUGGUUCAACUACUAG